Messenger RNA from Biomphalaria glabrata, 1748 nucleotides. RefSeq lists its product as uncharacterized. The coding region runs from base 285 to 1421 and encodes 378 amino acids. Lineage: Eukaryota; Metazoa; Mollusca; Gastropoda; Planorbidae. The record is from RefSeq and is a predicted model, not a curated record. The transcript has 7 exons.
GAUUCUAGAUUUAGAUAUAAUUAGAUCUAGAAAUCUAGAUUCUAUAGAAUUAUAGACUAUAGAGGCAUUAGAUCUAGAUUUAGAUACUUCUACAACUUACCUUAUAGAUCUAGAUCUAUAUAUUUAACCUAUUCCUUCCUUUCUACGUCUAGACUUGAAUAAACUUCUUAUUAAUUAAAGUUUUAAAGGCAAAGGAAAGGCAAAUUGGCAAGUGUAACUGAGAGCACGGUUGUAGCAACAGUUGACAAUAUUGAGUCAUUGUAUUAGUGCAGGUGAUCACCAGAAUGGCAGAUACUCCACCGCCCGGCAAAGACCCUGAAAAAUUAAAAAGCAUCGGGACAUCUGGUGACAACGAAGAAGACACUGAAGCUCCUGGUGACGCUGACAGUUGUACUGCAACAGGCGGAUGUUCGCUACCUACUUCUGACGAGACCUCAGCCAAAUCCUUGGGAGACUUUGAAUUUUCGUCAUCCAAGUUUUCAUUUGAUUCUCAUCCUGAAGCAGACGCGAUUCAUUUGUCACACUCAAAAGAUAAUCCAUUGUCAGAAUUGGGUAUUAAUUCAAGGACAGAUCAAAAUGGUUGCACAGGUGCAACAUCAUAUGACAUAAGUUUGGAUAUGAGACAUCAUUUAAGGUCAAACAAAGUUACAACAGGCGAACAGAAAGUUGCAACCAAUGAGAUGCUUGGUCAGAGAAUGCCUAUGAAUAUCUUACCUGAAGAUCACAUGAGAGUCAACAAUACGGAGGUACCUGUGGGCAUUGCUGAACGUCAGUUUUCUUUUCAGUCUAAGCCAUCCUUCAAAGAAAGUCUUUCCCCCAUACAUGUCCAGCUGCCCACACAAGAAAGCCUUGUCCGUCCUGACGCGGUAUAUCGAAUUCAUCCAUGUCGUAAUACAUCCUUUGACGAGAAACCUUAUUUCUCUUUGGAAGAUAACACCAACAUCUCUGUUACUUGUCCUGGUGCAACGGCUAUGACGGCUAAAAUUGACACCUUGCCGACACAAAGCACAGCAAACAAUGAAGUCAUUAAGGCAGCACCGCCUAUAAGUUCCAGCAGCAGCUUCAUUUCCGUCAGAUCAGAAAUCCCAGACAAUUGCCUGGUGCGAAAGUUACCAAGAAGGAUUAUUCACCUCGUGGCCAGCCAUUUGCAGGUUCGGCAGUCACAGGGGACCUGGAAAGAGCUGGUAGAACUUCAUGACUGGAACUACGACAGGACUUACUUGUUCGAGCACCAGAAUCAUGAGGAAGGAAUUUUCUAUUCCCUGCUUAGAGAACCUGAGUUUCAGGACUACAACUUGGAAAAGCUCCGUCAAGAUUUAUACUACCUGCCACGGAAAGAUAUUCUCCACGACCUCAAUGAAAUGAUCAGUGCUCACAAUGAAAACGCCUUAAGUGCACAAAGUAGGAACUCGACACGAUGAAAUACUUGACCUCAUUUAACAAGUUUAUAGUAUUGGCUUUUAUUGCAGUGUCGCCAUAAGUCAUCACUAUUGAAAUAAUUGUUUCCGUUUGCUCUUUGUGACCCUGUUGAGUAGAUUAACUUAUUGGAUUGUGUUUUCUUUUACGUCACAAUGAAAAUCUUCAUUGCUACGGGCAUAUCAGUCUGCUUUGGUUGAAUAAUUGAUGAGUUUCUCAACCCAAGCAGGACAAAACUGCUGGACCUAGUUGAAAGGUGAAGGCCAGACAAAUUGUUUAUUUCAAAGAAAUAUUAGUGUGCGUUUGAAAGAACAAGUUUACUCUGGGGGGGG